CCUAGCGGUUUUUGUCGCCUACCUCGUGAGCUAAUCCUUCCCUUCAUUCAAUCAGUCUCGACUGACUCGCGAAUCGCUCUAGUUCGGUUACCAAGGAUUGUUUUGUGUUUUUGCUUUACCCUGUGCUGUAUCUGUGAAGUGUUUGAAAGUUAUCUGCGUCAUCGUUUCCAGCUGCUCCAUCCAACGGAACUUACGAUCUGAUAGUGUUUGUCAACAACGCGGCCACAACAAAAAAUCGCCACGUGAUUCUCUUUUCUGGUGUGAGCGAGAACCCCAUCACAAGGAGAGAGAGAGUGUGAGAGCGCGCGCGAUAUCAAAACACGCACACCAACACAUAACCCCACUUUUAUUCUCCCGCCUUCGACUCGAGUGCAGAAAAUCGCAACCAUGUCUCUCAGUCAAGUUCUGAACGUCUGCCCAAGGAGUGCCAUCGCUGGACUGGGAAUAGCAGCAGCCAGUAGUGGAACAACAUCAACAGCAGCAGCAAGAAGAAGUGUAGGCCGCAUAUCAACAUUACUGCUCUCAUCGACCCUCAGCAGCCAGGACACCACCAGAAGAAACAUGUCGACGUCGCCCUGCGCCUACAAGCAAUGUAUCACCCUGGACAACAUCAAUCCGGCCAUCAAGCUGAUGGAGUACGCCGUUCGUGGCCCUCUAGUCAUCCGGGCCGCUGCCAUCGAGAAGGAACUGGAACAGGGUGCCAAGAAACCGUUCAAGGAAGUGAUCCGGGCCAACAUCGGUGACUGCCAUGCCAUGGGACAGGAACCGAUUACGUUCCUCCGCCAGGUGCUCGGUCUGGUGUCCUACCCGCCACUGUUUGAGGACAAAUCGAUCCCGGAGGAUGCCAAGAAGCGCGCCCGGGAUAUCCUGUCCGGUUGCAAGGGCCACUCCGUGGGUUCCUACACCGAUUCGAACGGUAUCGAAAUCAUCCGGAAGCACGUGGCCCAGUACAUUCAGGACCGCGACGGUGGAGUUCCGUCCGAUCCGAACAACAUCAUCCUCUCGGCCGGAGCAUCCGGUGGCAUCAAAGUGCUCAUGUCCCUCCUGAGGUGCCCCAUCGAUGGCAAGACCCCCGGAGUGAUGAUUCCGAUUCCGCAGUAUCCUCUAUACUCGGCCACAAUCGCCGAAUUUGAAAUGGCACAGGUCGGCUACUACCUGGACGAAGCCAACAAAUGGGGACUAGAUAUUGCCGAGCUGGAGCGAUCGCUGAACGAAGCCAAGAAGACUUGUGCCCCGCGGAUACUGGUCGUCAUCAACCCGGGCAACCCGACCGGCCAGGUGCUGUCUCGUGAUAACAUUGAAAACAUCAUCAAAUUCGCACACAAGGAAAAGCUGGUACUGUUUGCCGAUGAGGUCUAUCAGGACAAUGUCUACGAACAGGGAUCCAAGUUCCACUCGUUCAAGAAGGUGAUGAUGGAGAUGGGAGCCCCCUACAACCAGAUGGAACUGUGCAGCUUCAUGUCCUGUUCAAAGGGUUACAUGGGUGAAUGCGGAAUCCGUGGAGGAUACGCCGAGGUUGUGAACAUGUGCCCGGACGUUAAAGCCAUGCUGCUGAAGUGCAUUUCGGCGCAACUCUGCCCGACCACCAUCGGACAGGCCUGUAUGGAUGUGGUGGUGAACCCACCGAAACCCGGAGAGCCAUCGUACGAACAGUUCAUGAAGGAAAAGAACGCCGUGCUGGCUUCGCUGAAGGUACGAGCCGAAAUGGUGGCCAGCACGUUCAACUCGAUCGAAGGAUUCUCCUGCAAUCCUGUGCAGGGUGCGAUGUACUGUUUCCCACAAAUACGGCUGCCGGAGAAGGCUAUCGAGGCGGCGAAGAAGGCCGGCCAGGCUCCGGACGUUUUCUAUGCAUUCCAGCUGUUAGAGCAAACCGGUAUUUGCAUCGUGCCCGGUUCUGGAUUCGGUCAGCGCCCCGGAACGUACCACUUCCGCACCACCAUCCUGCCCCAGCCGGCCAAGCUGAAGGAAAUGCUCGACAUGUUCCGGGCGUUCCACGAAAAGUUCCUGAAGCAGUACAAGUAAAUCCUCGGAUCAAUCUCUCGGCCAUAGCGACAUCAAGUAGGUUCCACACGCCUACACCGCCAUCACUCCACCAUCUCCUAUAACACCCCGAAGAUCCUCGAGAUCUGCUGCCAACCAGCCUAGGCGCUUCAACUGGACGCAAAUUUUACUCUUCAACUCGAGUCAGACAUUGUUGUUUGUGAAUCGCCCGGUUUCGAAAACCAAACGGAUUCAAUUGAGAUACAUAUACUCUUAUACACGAAAGCCAAGCAUCUAUACACAUAUAAUAUCUAGUAGUGAAAAAAGCGCGCAUUGCACGUAAAGCAUACAGAAAGGUCGUAUUACAAAGUCGAUCUAAUCGGCGCAAUCGAACUCGAGAUCUAUUAUACACAAUUAGAUUCAUCCCCAGAACGACACCCUGUGUGAGUACGAAUCCAGUUUUAGGUGGCAUUAGGUAGCUUUCGCGAUUGAAGAUAGAAACAAUUAAGUCGAUCCACCCUAACUCUCGAUGGUGAUCAUUUUUUUUUUUUAAUUACUUAGUUGCUUGCUUAGAUGUUUAAACGGCUUAAGCACUUUGCUUUUGUUUUCUUGUUCUUAUUUUAAUUUGUCGGCUUCGUUCGCCAUUUUAGCGUGUAAAAUUAUACGAACAAUUACUUAAAAUUGGCAACCGAAUAUGAUGGAUAAAAGACAAUAAUAAUUUUUGGACCACCCUACACUGAGGGAUCCAUACAAAUUGGCCAAUCGAAAAACUAUAGUGUGUCACGUAUAUGUAUUUUAAUACGUUAUUGAAACAAAAGAUAUCAGUAGGACGAUAAUCUGGCGGGAGAAAAUAACUAAAAUUCGUACAACAGCCCAAAUGUACCUUACUAUUACCAGCGUUUCUUAUUUUGUAUUAGUCGCUCAUUUAUUGAUCCUCCCGUUUUGUGAAGAUGUAAACAUUUCUGCCAACGGCAGAAAGCUAUAAAUUAUUGUUCGGAAUGAUAAUGAAGAACACCGAAAGCAUGUUAUUGUGAAUAAAGUUUAAAAACAUAUAAGUAAAAUUUAAAA
Messenger RNA from Aedes aegypti (yellow fever mosquito), 3048 nucleotides. Its product is annotated as alanine aminotransferase 1. Bases 388 to 2022 code for a protein of 544 amino acids. The transcript has 5 exons. The record is from RefSeq and is a predicted model, not a curated record. Gene Ontology annotation, molecular function: pyridoxal phosphate binding; L-alanine:2-oxoglutarate transaminase activity. NCBI's taxonomy places the organism in Eukaryota, Metazoa, Arthropoda, Insecta, Diptera, Culicidae. Gene Ontology annotation, biological process: biosynthetic process.